Messenger RNA from Myzus persicae (green peach aphid), 1029 nucleotides. RefSeq lists its product as uncharacterized. Bases 1 to 1029 code for a protein of 342 amino acids. NCBI's taxonomy places the organism in Eukaryota, Metazoa, Arthropoda, Insecta, Hemiptera, Aphididae. The transcript has a single exon. The record is from RefSeq and is a predicted model, not a curated record.
AUGUUUUUAUUUACUAUAGAUUUUCUUAAAAAUGGUGUAAUCUUAACUCCACUCUUUUUUAUCAUUUACAUAGUGGUAAAACGAAGAUUAAAGAUUGCAUCAGAAAUUGUGAUAAAUCCCAAACUAGAGGAUACCUGCAUACCUGAAGUAAUAUACUUUGAAAGUAUGUCUAUUGAGGAUAAGCUAAAAAAACUAGUCAACGAACUUCGUAAAAUUGAAAGAUGUAUAACAACGCCUGAAAAAAUGUUGAACGUUUCAUAUAAAUGUUUGAACGAGAUCCAACUACUAAAAAUCAGAAUCUGUAAAACGUAUCAGAUUGAACAGGUCGAACUUAAUAACGCGAUAUCGUGGCUAGAAAAAUCUACGACCAGUCGUGGUAAGUAUAAGCCGGUAGCUCGCGACGACGAAAAAAUCGAGAGUCACGAUAUAAAUACCAUGGAGAGAGUAAUCAAACGAUUAAUUACGAAAAAAACGUCGGACGACGUAUUGAGAGCCUCCACGGAAAAUUCGGAGGACAUCGUGGAAAACGUUGCAGAAGUCGACGACAGUAAAAUGGAUGAAACCGACGGCGAGAGCGAUAACGUUACGUCUCGGAUCCCCGCGGAAGCAAUCGAAACGGAAACGAUCAAAAUUCCGGGAGUAAAUUUAGAGAAAAUAUUAGAGGUUAGGCAGACGUUCGAUCGGUUAUUGCCUGUCGCGCAAACGUGGUCCCUGAAACUGUUUGACGACAUGUUGGAGACGGUCAAAAUGGUGUACGUGACGUUUAUGGUCAUUCGUCGUUCGAUAUUCAGCCAAGACAGUUGGAAAAACACAAUAAACCCAGCCUUAUCCAAACUGUCGAAGAAAUUGAUUUUAAUCCAGACCAGAGUCGACGACAACGACGGCGUAACGUCCAUAGAUUUAUCGUUGUUUCCGACCGUUCUGAGUUCAUCCUCGCCACCAGUGAGCGAAGGCCCGACGGGAUAUUUUGCCAGGUUCACUGCGGCUGUAAAACAGAUGGCAGUGCGAUUGCUUGGCAUUCGAGCUUAA